GCGGUCUCUGCAGCGCGAGCGGUGCGAUUCAUCAACAGAAACAAAACACAGACCCGCCAACCACACAAAACAGCGACUAAAAUUGAAACAUAAAACUCUGUACGACAUUGACCCACAUUGUCAUCAUGUAAAAAGUCAGUGUGGACAUGUUGGAGACGGAAGUGAAUUAAUUUCUGAUAGUUUGUGAACUGUAGUCCGUUAGCUGUCAACAGGUGAAUCAGAUCUGUGAACUCAACAAUGCCUUCCAGAGCUUUGUGGCAGCAGCCAUAUGUCAACAUCUUCAAACACAUGAAGAUAGAGGAAUGGAAGAAAGUCAGCAAAGAGGGAGAUGUCACCACAUACAUGGAUAAAACCCUGAAGUGUUCUGUGUUCCGGAUCCGUGGCUCUAUACCGGCCAGUAACUUCAUUCUACUGCCCAAAACCAGCAGCCAGUCUCUAGGUCUCACCGGCUGGUACUUUUAUCUGCUAUUCAGACCCAGCCCAAAUAAACACUUCAUUGUGCACCUGGACAUUGCUGCUGAGGAGGGCCAGGUUAUCCGUGUGUCUUUUUCCAACAUGUUCAAAGAGUUCAAGUCCACAGCAACGUGGCUGCAGUUCCCUUUUCUGUGUGGAGCUGCUCAUGGUUCAGUGUAUGAGAAUACAGCCAGUGCUGCAAAACAAGGUUUUGUGGGUCCUGCGCCACCAUGUACGCGUUGGACGUGUCUUAUGAUGGAUCUCCAUUACUUGCUCUCAGUUUAUCUGAACAAAACACACAGUCACCUGAAGAGCAUUAAACUUUGUGCCAAUAUGUCUGUCAAAAACAUCAUCACUAGCGACCUGCUGUUUGACCCCGGUCUGUCAUACACUGAGUUCAGGCAAGCUGGGUUGAAAUUGCCAGAUGGCACUGCCCCGAUGCCCAGAGAAAUGUGUUUCCCUGUACUGAAAGGCCAGAGCUGGCACCAGUUGUAUGAUUACAUUAGGUUUCCCUCAGAUGGAUCAAAGCUACCCUUCGAUUCCAUACAGAAAGGAUCCAACAGCGCAGUUAAUCCGGAGACGCCAGCUGAAAAGAGUCCUCAAAGAGAAGAGAGUCGCAUUGUAAGCGUCAGUAAACCUGUACAAGACCGCAUCUCCCUCAUCCAGCAGAUAACCACACCAAAACCUAGCACUAAACAACAAUCAGCGAUCCAGACAACCAGUAUGCCUGAGUUGAUUUAUACGCCAUCUGGAGGCUCAGAGAGCCCGGAGUCACCAGGUCAAAUGUCACAGGCAGGUGAAGAGUUCAGAGUAGUGUGUGCCGAUGAUGAUGGUGUACACGUAUACGCUCGCUGUGAGGAUGACGUCUACACACAUGUGACAGACAGUGAGGAAGAAAUUGCAGUCAUUAAUGCAGCGUCUCCUCGACCAGUCUCUCUGCCUUCUGUCAAACCAGCAAAGCAAGCGCAGAAGCUGUAUCCAGACCCCAUUCUGAAACUGAACAGAAUUAUUGGCUUCGGAGGAGCUACAAUGAGAUGCGCUGUGUGGAGCUCAGAUGGAGAGGAAGUUGUGUAUCCCUGUCACGCUAUUAUUAUCAGCAUGACAGUUUCCUCGGGACAUCAGAGAUUCUUCAUCGGACACACAGAUAAAGUCUCAGCUCUGGCACUCAAUGCCAGCUCUACUCUGCUGGCAUCAGCUCAGAUGGGCACAAACAGUCUCAUUCGCCUUUGGAGUUACAGCAAAGGAGUGUGUCAAACUAUUAUUCCAACACACAUGCACGCUCUUAAUCGGCUGAGUGUUUCUCAUACUGGGUCAGCACUGUGUGGAGUCGGGAAAGACAGUCACAAAAAAACUACGGUGGUGCUGUGGAACACUCGGCGUGUGUCAGAAGGAGGCGUGGUCCCUGUCUUGGCUAAAGCGCACACGGAUGUGGACAUCCAGAUGAUGAAGAUAGCCUUCUUUGAUGAUACACGUAUGGUGUCAUGUGGUUUAGGUAACAUACGUCUGUGGCGUGUACGUGGCAGUUCUCUGCGCUCUUGUCCAGUGAAUCUGGGGCAGUAUCACAGUCUGGAGUUUACUGACCUCGCCUUUGAGCAGGGACACACACAAGAUCGGCCAGUGGAUGACCGCACACUGUUUGUCAGCAGUAGGAGUGGUCACAUCCUGGAAAUCGACUAUGUUGCCAUGGGAAUAAAAAAUAUUAGGAGGCUACUCCCAGCUCAGGAAAGCCACGCCCACCACAGAGAGAAACAGACUUUUAGCACAGGUGCUGGUAUUGCAGUGAACAGCAUCAGUCUGUGUGCUGAGUUCUGUGUGACUGGCUCAGAGGACGGAUUCAUGCGUCUUUGGCCUCUCGAUUUCUCUUCUGUUUUCUUAGAGGCGGAGCACGAGGGUCCCGUCAGUUUGGUGUGUGUGUCCUCCAACGGCUCGAGAGUUCUAGCCGCCACGUCCGCAGGGAAUCUUGGCUAUCUGGAUGUGGGUAGCCGUGGUUACCGUACACUGAUGAGGUCACACACAGCAAGUGUUCUGGGCUUCAGCGUGGAUGGAAUUAGACGGCGUGUGACCACAGUGUCCAAAGACAGCACAGUACGGGUGUGGGACAUGGACACACUGCAGCAGCUUUAUGAUUUUAUGUCGGAUGAUAAUGAGAGUCCCUGUUCAGUUGCGUUCCAUCCCAGCAUGCCUCUCUUCGCCUGUGGUUCAAGCUCUGGAACUGUGAGAGUGUUUGAUAUCCAAACGUCAAGCUUAAUUGCCCAGCACAGGCAGCACAGUGGGUCAGUAGAAUGUGUGACCUAUUCUCCUGAUGGUCAGUGUCUGUUCAGCGCUGGUUCUCUUGGAUACUUGGCCCUGUACCGAGCUUCUCAACUGGACCAUCAUGUGGUCCGUGUUCUGGGUAAUGUGGUUGCUCGGGGAGUGAAUUGUGGGCCAGAUGCUUUGGCUGUUAGUUCUGACAGUCACUGUCUAGCAUUAGUUGGACCAACCGAAUACACCGUCACUAUUAUGGAGGCACAUUCACUUAACGAGUUACUCCGGGUUGAUGUCAGUAUUCUCGAUGUUGAGAGCACAACACUGGACUCCGCCCUGAAUGUGUGUUUCUCCCCAACAUCACUCUCUCACCUGCUCGUCACCACAUCAGCCAAUAAGAUCGUUUGGAUCAACACACACACUGGACAACUGCUUAGACAGGUAUCUGAUGUGCAUAAGCAUCAGUGUUUGUCUCUGGCUGUCAGUGAAGAUGGCCGGUAUUUGCUCACGGCCGGUCAGAACUCGGUGAAAGUGUGGGACUAUAACAUGCACUUGGAAAUCAAUUCACAGGUUUUCAUCGGCCACUCUGAACCUAUCAGACAGGUGAGGUUCACACCUGAUCAGAUGGGUGUGGUCACUGUGGGCGAUGCCCUCUUCUUCUGGGACUUCUUGGCUCAUCCACGGGAGGCUGCUCAGUCUCUCUCUGUUCCUCCCAGAUCUCCAGUCAUUCAGGUCUCACCUGGUACAUCAGCCCGCAGUAGGGUGGAGCUAAACGAGGUGAUGCUGUCCAAUGAGCAGCCUCGAAAGACAUCACCUUUUCCCUCCUCUCCACCUGUUAUGAAUAUUCACUUCGAUGAGAGAAAGGACAGUGGAGAUUACACUGCUGAAUUGCACCGGAGUCCCACGGCAGACCACGCCCACUCCUCUCCUCCAAAACACGCCUCCUUCCUCAGAGUCACUGAAUGGGUGAGGGACGAGGACACGCCCACACUCCCAGCCAACCAGACGAGGGCAGAGACAAUAAGGGAGGGUCGAUCGCCAAUCCGUCCUGACUGUUAUAAACACUUCACUCCACGUUUUAAGAUUUCUACACUAGACCAGACUGUAUUAGCUCCGCCCUCAGGACAGACGGGGCUUACUCUGAAGGCUGUGAUUGGCUACAAUGGAAAUGGGCGUAACAACAUGGUUUGGAAUCCAGACACAGGUUUGUUUGUGUACUCCUGUGGGUGUGUUGUUGUCGUUGAGGAUCUUCACACAGGAUCACAGAGACACUGGUUCGGCCACACCGAGGAGAUCUCAACACUCGCUGUCACCCAUGAUGCACAGACAGUUGCGUCGGCAUCAGGGGGCGGAGCUUCACAAAAAAGCGUUAUCUGCAUCUGGAAUGUUUCAGAUGGGUCGUGUAGACAACGCCUCUCAUACCACAAGGGGACGGUGCAGAGCCUGGCUUUUUCCAGGGAUGACUUGUACUUCCUCUCAGUGGGUGAUUUCUCUGAGCCAAUGGUGGCGCUGUGGAGUACUCGGUCAUUUGAGAUGCUUUGUACUGUUCAGAUGUCGGUCCCAGUGCAUGAUGCUGCUUUCUGUCCGUUUACUGCUAAUGAACUAGCAUUCAUCGGCAGCAAUGCUGUUUUCUUUACUCUCAUACAAACAACUGAUCAAGGCACAGAACUUCAGGUACAAAGGGUGGGUUUACCUAUUGAGGUGGGGCAGGCAGAGGUGACAUCACUGUGCUAUAACUCUCACCGUAUCCUUUACACGGGUACAAACAACGGCCAUGUGUGUGCAUGGGACUGUAACUCACAUCGCUGCUUUGUGACUUGGGAAGCAGAUGGGGGAGAGAUAGGUGUGUUACUCUGCCGUGGAAAUAAGCUGGUCACUGGCAGUAAUGCCAAAAAAUUGAGACUGUGGUCUGUAGCUUCUGUCCAGAAUCUCAAUAACUCAAACAACAAGAGAACAAGUCCACACGAAGACAGAAAUGCUCAGGUGCAGUUAGAACAGGAACUGCUGCUGGACGGUACAGUGGUCAGUGCAGCGUUUGAUGAUGUCAUGGACAUGGGGAUUGUGGGUACGAUAACUGGAACUCUGUGGUACAUCAACUGGGCAGACAACAGCAGUAUACGGCUGAUCAGUGGACACAAGAGCAAGGUGAACGGUGUGGUCUGUAGUCCAGAUGAGCGUCAUUUUGUAACCUGUGGGCAGGACGGUAGUGUGAGAGUUUGUUCGCUGCAAAGCCACGAGCUGCUGGUGCAGUUUCAGGUGCUCAACCAGAGCUGUGAGUGUGUGUGUUGGAGCCCUCCGAGGGGUGUGUAUGAGUGUGUUGCGGGAGGUUACAGUGACGGUACAGUGAGGAUCUUCAGUCUAGAGUCAGCCGAGAUGGACCUAAAACUUCAACCUCAUCUUGUAGCUGUGUGUGCCCUGCAGUACUCAAACUACGGUCAUGUGCUGUUGUCUGGUGGUCGUGAUGGUCUCAUUACAGUCAGCAGUCCUGUUAAUGGAGUCACUGUACGCACCAUCAGUGACCACAAGGGGGCGCCCAUAACUACAGUGCAGUGCACCAGCAAACAGUAUAAGGAGUUUGGUCUAGAAGGAAAUGAGCUGUGGUUGGCCGUGAGUGCAGACAGGCGUGUCAGCAUCUGGGCUGCUGAUUGGACAAAGGAUAAAUGUGAGCUGCUUGAUUGGCUGACAUUCCCCGCCCCCAGCCCCCCAAAGAAUACAGUCACUUUGCCACCCAGUCUGGCAGCGUUCAGCCAGAGUGAGAGAGGAGUGGUGGUUUACACUGGCUACGCUGUGGAAAAAGAAAUCAUCUUUUACAGUCUUUACAAAAAACAGGUUGUGAGGACAGUUUCUCUGUCUGACUGGGCACUGUGCCUCAGUCUCUGCUCUACAGGAAGACUGCUUGCUGUUGGAUCAAAUAUGCGAGUCCUGAAGCUGAUUCACUCCUCCAGCGGCCAAUUUCAGGAUUUCUCAUCUCACAGUGACUCUGUUGAUGUGUGCAGUUUCAGCUGGUCUGGAUCACAGCUGUUCACUGCUGCUCACAAUGAGCUCUUACUGUGGACUGUACACGGCUUAUAACAUUGACACAGCACAUAAACCUGUUAGAAGAACAUUAAUACUGCUGAAUCCCAAAAGUUCAUACUUUUAGGUUGAAUAGUUUGACCACUCUAGGUUUAAAGUUUCUGAGGUUAUUCUGAAGUCAGUUAGAUGUUUUUCUGUUUGACAGUAGAAAUGUUGCACUAGUGUAGCAGAAUAGGUUCAUGAGUUGCCUUCCAGUUCUCUGUGCAUGACUUGAACUUCUAAGUAAUCAACUAGAGUUUUUCUCAUCUUGUUUUUAAUAACUUUUUAAAUAAAUUUGUAAAAGUUGGCACUUUGAGUUUUUUUAUAAAUUCUUUUUAUUGUUCAAAGUCAUUUUGCUUGUAAGAAUACUCUGAAAUUUUCAUGCACUGAUCUUUACAGUUUAUACAGCAAUAUAAAAGGUAAAAUACAGUAUGUUAAAGUCAAUGUGAAACGCCAUUUGUUACCCAUUUUACUUCAGUAAUGUGACGUAUUUUUUAAGUGAAACUAAAAAGCGUUUAUGCUUAUAAUGAAAUGUAUUAUACAUUGUCAUAUCUAAAUUACAUAAAGGAAUUUUCCGGGUUCAAUACAAGUUAAGCUCAAUCGACAGCAUUUGUGGC
Molecule: messenger RNA, 6368 nt
Organism: Myxocyprinus asiaticus (Chinese sucker)
Lineage: Eukaryota; Metazoa; Chordata; Actinopteri; Cypriniformes; Catostomidae
Gene: wdr90
Product: WD repeat domain 90
Exons: 41
Coding region: 238-5769 (1843 amino acids)
Cellular component (GO): centriole
Molecular function (GO): protein binding
Source: RefSeq, a predicted model, not a curated record